AGGUAUGGAACUUGGGCUGUGUUUAUAUACUUUUCUUUCUGUGCUUUGUAAAUGGAGAAUGUAAAGGCUGAAAUCAUAUACCACAUAACCCAACAUUCUGCAAAUGCUGUUAACAGACCUAGCUCAUGUCGGCUUGAUAAAUGAAGUUUUAGUAAAGGAAAGCGAGAAUGAUGACUGGAGUUUAUGGAACUGGGACUGUCGUUUUAAGAAUGAAGAUGAAGCCAGGUUGAGAAGAUGAGGAAAAGUCAGUAACCAGUUCCUUGACAAAUCCCAGUAAAUCUACCCUGACCAUGGAAACAGAAACAAGUGACUGAAAGUCUUUCUCACUAAACAUACUUUCUCUUAACAAUGUCUGGCUCUUAGGCCCACUGAACCUAGCAUCCAUAUCCCCUUCCCUGCCAAGUGAAGACCCUGCACCUGCUUCUUCUCCAGACAACUAAAGUGUCUCUCUCUUGCCCGCUAAAGGCAUCUCUACAGCUUCAGAGGACAUUGCUGACCCAUGGUCUUUGAUGGCUUGGAAAGUUACACCAAGAAGACAUUUGUAACAAGAUGGUUGGUCUGAGGAACAUCUAUUGGCCACAACAGAGUCACCCACCUGUGGCUGAUGUAAACUAGGAACUAGACAAACCCUGGGAGAUGCCUUAAAUAUUUUUUUUUUCUUUUUGUGCCCUGGAGGUGGAAGAACCACAGAGACCAACUGCUGCUCCAUCAGUAAACUGGAAAAGAAAUCAGAAGAGUGGAUAGGACAUGACAGCAAUAAAACUUCUCCCUUCAUCACUUCGAUUUAAGCCUUGGUUUGGCACAAUAGAUGGUCAAUGCAUUCAUCCUCCUAAGACAGCUUCAAUGUCAAGCUGAAGAACAAAGACAGGAUGUGAGGCCAACCAGUGCAGACCAUGGCUGGGCUUUUCACACACAAGCCUGGGAAUGUAUUAUUCAUUUUACUAUGGAUUCAUGCCAUGCCGUUGGUUGUCAAAGCACAGAGUUGUAUAAUUAUGGGAAAGUCUGCAAAUUGCAAGGGGAGCAAUCUGGUGACAGUGCCCAACAACCUGCCCAUUUUUCUUGAAGUACUAGACUUGUCCUACAACAAACUGACCAUUGUUCAGCACCAAGAUUUUGCUAACCUGACCCAGCUGCGCAUUUUAUACCUCAAUUACAACAACAUAUCACAAAUUGAAAAAGGCUCCUUUGAUAAAAAUAUUUUGCUAGAAUACCUGACAAUCUUCAACAAUUCCUUAACAGAAAUUCCCUCAUCAGUAUUACAACCUUUAAAGAAACUGAAGACUCUGGACAUAUCAAACAAUUUCUAUACCUGUGCCAGACUGGCAGGUGAUUUUGGCUCAUUUCAUAAUCUGAGGGACUUUUCACUUGGUGGACCUUUAAUCAAAUCUUUAAAGAAUUAUGAUUUUGUUCCUAUACAGAACUUGUCAUUAUACAAAUUUUCUUUAAAGACUGCAUCAAGCUUAUUGCAUUAUGAACCAGGAGCUUUAUCUGUGGUUAAUACUCAAGAACUUUGGUUGGAUAUUGCAUUAGAUAAAUAUGCUGAUGCUCUACCAUUGAUAUUGAAAGAUUUAUGUAGAAAAUCCUUUCAGCUUCUUCGCUUUCGAAAUUUGUUUGAAUUCACCUAUUACACGGAGACAAGUGAUAUUUUCACUGGUUUAGCAGAUGUCUGUGCAAAGAAAUUAAUUUUCUAUAGGGGCAAAUUUAAUGAGAACUUAAUGAGACUUGUUUUGUGGAAUAUUCAAAAGUCCAGUAUUGCAAACCUGUCAUUUCAGAGCAUUGACUUUGCACGGUCAUUGAACUCAACAGAAUCUAAGAUUCCUAUCACCCAUCUAGUCUUGAAUCAGUUAGAAUUAAAAGACAUCAGCAACCCAGAUGUUCUGAGGUUUGACUGGAGCUUCACAUGGUUUCAGAAUGUCACUAAUCUCCAUAUAAUCAAUGUUAAUUUUAACUAUGUCCCCUGCGAUGCGUGGACUGAAAUGAAAAAUGUUCAGCAAUUGGACAUAAGUUAUAACAGGCUUCAAGAUGAUUUCAUUUACAAUCAAAGAUGCAGUUAUGAAGGUUCAAUGCCUGUGCUGCAGUACUUUACAAUAAAAGACAAUAAGCUUGCCAGUCUGCAGGUCUUGUCCCUGCUUAGUAGCAAUUGGUUACAUCUACAGUAUAUUGAUAUUAGCAAAAAUCAAAUUAAGGACAGUAAUGGAACAUGUAACUGGAAGCCAAACAUAACCAAACUUAUUAUGAAUUAUAAUACUGUCAGUAUGAAAAUCUUUUCAUGUCUCCCCACUACAUUGCAGUACCUCGACAUGUCAAACUGUGGACUUGAUCAGCUGGACACAGAGUACUUCCUUAGGGCUUUAAAUCUACAGACGUUGUUUCUAAGUGGAAACAAGAUCAAAUUUAUUCCCAGUGAAUGGAGUAGCCCUGGCCUGCAAACUCUAUAUGUAGAUGGGAAUUCUUUUGGUGUCAUCAGCAAAGGUUCUUUUCAUAUGAUGCCCAGCCUGAGAGAGCUCAAGGCAGGCAAUAACCCUUACCAUUGUACUUGUGAGUUGCAUGCUUUUAUAGACGAAACCCUUGACACAAAGAAUCUGGAGCUGGCAGGUUGGCCAGAUGCUUAUAUCUGUUAUCAUCCAGAAAAAUUCCUCAAUACAGCCAUCAAAGAUUUUGAUCCAGGACGUUUACAGUGCGACAUCACUUUAGUGGUAGCUGUUUCAGUCUCUUCGACUGCUGUUAUUGUCAUCUUUAUAAUGUUGCUUUGUUGGAAAUUUGAUGUGCCUUGGUAUAUUAAAGCAACAUGUCAACUACUUCAGUCAAAAUAUCGAUCACAUAAGUCAGGUCCAUCUCGUAAAUGGAAUUACCAUGCAUUCAUUUCCUACAGCAGCUCUGAUGCAGAAUGGGUAAGGGGCCAGCUGCUGCCACAUCUGGAGAAUGCAACUCCACCUUACCGAAUCUGCAUUCAUGAGAGGGAUUUCAUGCCAGGCAAAUGGAUCAUAGACAACAUUGUAGAGAACAUUGAGAACAGUUGUAAAAUAAUUUUUGUUCUUUCUCAGAAUUUUGUCAAUAGCGAGUGGUGCAACUAUGAACUAUACUUUGCUCAUCAGCGGACUAUUGGGGAGGCUUUUGAAGAUGUCAUUCUAGUGGUCAAGGAAAGCCUAAAUUUUGAAAAUCUGCCCAACAAGUUUUGCAAGUUAAGGAAACUGAUUCACACUAAAACUUACCUUGAGUGGCCCAUAGAAGUGAACAGACAGGUUUUUUUCUGGGCACAGUUAAAAAGUGUUUUGGGUAGCGCUGAUACAGAUGACCCAAGCCUGAAAGAGCAUUCUGUAGAAAACAAAAUGAAUAAUUUUGCUGAACUGCUGUCUGUGCAUUCUGAGAACCUUCCUACCUCCACCAGUGAGGCAGAUUCUGCUUCCUCAUGCACCUCUCACUCAAUGGAGCAGAUGCCUGAAUGCUAAAAUUGCACUUUCUCCAAUGCUUUCAGAACAUUUCCCACAUCUGCAGAUCAGCACAUUUUCUGAGAAACACUUGUAUUAUGUGGAGAGUAUGUCUGUAAGAUGAACCUGCAAGUUUUUGUUUUUAUCAUGUAUUUUGGCUCCUGUCACAAGUAGCCAAAAGGAAAAGGUCAGUGCUGUGUGCACAAAUACACUGUAUGUGAGGUCACAUGGAAGGUAAAGACUGAAAACAACCAGAAGUAGUUAAGAUAACCUCCAAGCACUGUACUGAAAAGCUAACAAGCCAGUAGAUAGACAGAAGAAACAGAAGUAUGUGAAUGGCAGAGGGGAAAUGAAGGAUUUUCUUUAACAUUUUGUGAUGCAGAUGUUUAAGUUAUGUAGGCCUUGGCACCAUGACGGGAAAUGGAAACAUUUCCUGCUGUAUAUUGUGCUUCAGGUCUUUGCAUUAUAUAGGCCUUUGUACCAAGAUAAAUGUUGUGAUUUUUCAGACUACUUCAUGCAUUCAUAUUAUAUGUGAUAUAUGUAUAAUAUAUUAUAUGUUCAGUAUUCUAUAUACUCACCUUUAUUCAUGGAACAGAAGUUGAAUAACCCAAACAGGACCGUCUGUCUUUGGUAUUAUCUACUCUGGUUACCUACACAUCUGCUUACAAUAGUUGCAAAAGGCUAUUUCAAAUGUCCACCUGUGUCCGAAGGUCUCUUGUCACACUUUCGGUGUUAAGUAGACUACCGCCUAUGUGGUAGUUUACGGG
Messenger RNA from Protopterus annectens (West African lungfish), 4195 nucleotides. Its product is annotated as toll-like receptor 2. Gene Ontology annotation, cellular component: membrane. The transcript is spliced from 4 exons. The record is from RefSeq and is a predicted model, not a curated record. Gene Ontology annotation, biological process: toll-like receptor signaling pathway; immune response; inflammatory response. The coding region runs from base 894 to 3449 and encodes 851 amino acids. Gene Ontology annotation, molecular function: protein binding; transmembrane signaling receptor activity. Lineage: Eukaryota; Metazoa; Chordata; Ceratodontiformes; Protopteridae.